This is a messenger RNA of Siniperca chuatsi (mandarin fish), 6202 nucleotides long. It is a transcript of the gene ppef2a, whose product is annotated as protein phosphatase with EF-hand domain 2a. Bases 1366 to 3579 code for a protein of 737 amino acids. The record is from RefSeq and is a predicted model, not a curated record. Gene Ontology annotation, molecular function: Hsp90 protein binding; iron ion binding; calcium ion binding. NCBI's taxonomy places the organism in Eukaryota, Metazoa, Chordata, Actinopteri, Centrarchiformes, Sinipercidae. Gene Ontology annotation, biological process: detection of stimulus involved in sensory perception; negative regulation of MAPK cascade. The transcript has 18 exons. Gene Ontology annotation, cellular component: nucleus; cytosol.
GCUGAAUUCAGUUUGCCGAAGAGAAUAUCCAAAUUUAUUUCUCAGAAAUUUACGACUUUAACCUCGAAAGAUAUUACCCCCUCACCUGCCUCCAUAUUUUUUUAAUACAAUAGCUCUAAUACACAUAUCAUAGAUAACCAAUCAGGCGUAAAAAUACCCCAAAUUUCUUCUCAAAUGUAAUGUUUGCUUGCUUUUCCAUGUUUCAUAUCAAGUUCAUAUCAAUUUCUGUCUUUUUGUCAAACAAAACAAAGACAAAAAGACAAAACGGGACUGUGGUAACUUGUGAUGUGCAUUUAUCAUUAUCUUUUGACAUUUUUUGACCGACAAAUAAUAGAUUUAUCACAAAAAAAAAAAUUGUAAUUCAUAAUUACUGAUCACUUACAGGAUACCUAUCUGUUGAUUUUAUUUAUUUAUUUGACAGGGGCAGAGUGUAAACAUGCCGGAGUUUAGCAAAAAUGCUAAUUUACAUCCGUAGUGCCUUGGCAGGUAAUAUAAACAGAAACAUUACAAGUGACAAUAUACAGACACAAAUAUGUGAUACACAAGUAGAAGUUUGUGGGACUCAGCACUAUAAGGCAACUUUGAAUGGAGUUACUUCUUGUUAUUGAUUAUUACUUUUUAUUGUGUUUACAUUGGAGAAAAACAUUUGAGGGGUCAAAAGAAACAGUAAAAUAACUGACAUACUCAAAUGAAUGAUCAGUGUAAGUUGUUUUUUCGGGGGGUGUUGUGCUUUUGCGCAGUGAAACAUGGAUGUGUGCACGUGUCCUAAUUUGACUAAUCAUUAGGUAAAAUUUCAUCAGAAACAAGUCACAAAUUCCUGUUGGAGGAUGUGCUUGAGUUUGGAUCCAACAAAAACACACCUGACUACACACACACACACACACACACACACAAUCCUGGACUCCAAAAAAAAAAGCACCUGUAAUCAAAAACACUUCCAAAACUAAGACCAAAAACAGAUUUUGGGCUUCCUUGUCACCUAUGUUUACCUCUGCACUUUGCCAUCUUCCUAUAUAAAGAGCAGUCUAGUCGCAUCAAGUCAUUAGCUCAAGUAAUCCACUUGUGGCCCGGUGCCUAGAUUAUGCAAUCACACCGAGGGACUAAAGGCUAAACCAGCUUCAGCACAGACCGAGGGAGCUGCAUUUGGACAUGAGGCCUCUGUGGUGAGUUACUGGACGCUGCUCCUGUUCAUCGACCUACAAUGACCGGUCUGAUUGACAUCCUGCAGUUCUUGACCUGAUCCUGGUGGACUGGUGGAGGAUGAAACAGAGUAAAUGGUUGUUUAAAUACUCAUUGAAACAAAGAACUGACAGCCAAACAACUUGGGAACUGGUGACUGGAUAGAGGAGGUGACCACGAACAGUCAUGGGAUGUGGCGUCACAAAGUCUGACCAGUUCCACAAACACUCCAGAAAAGCCGUCACAACUAUAAAAGCUGCUGUCCUGAUUCAGCGAUGGUACCGUCAGUAUGUAGCCCGCACAGAGAUGAGACGGAGAUACACCUGGCACAUCUUCCAGUCCAUCGAAUACUCUGGAGAACAGGCUCAGAUAAAGCUUUAUAAUUUCCUCGGCUACCUCAUGGACAAUUUCACGCCCUCAAGCAAUGAGCGAAAUUUGAUCUCACACAUCUUCAGAGAGAACGAAGUUUGUCGGGACGCAGAGUGGGAGAGGUACUUCUGCUACAAGAACAUCGAGGUGCCAGAGAUUUACUCGGGACCUCACCUCACCUUCCCUCUGACGGUGGAGCAGGCGGUCGGGCUGGUGGAGGCCUUCAGGAACAAGAAACAGCUGCACUCGCGCUACGUCCUCCAGCUCCUGCUUGAGACGUGGAAACAGCUCCGGAUGUUGCCAAAUAUCAACCGCAUCUCCACCUGCCACAGCAAAGAAAUCACCAUUUGUGGUGAUUUGCACGGGCAAAUGGAAGACCUGCUGCUGAUUUUCUACAAGAAUGGCAUGCCGUCCUUGGAGAAGCCCUAUCUGUUUAACGGAGACUUUGUAGACCGAGGCAAAGACUCCAUUGAGAUCCUCAUCAUCCUGUUUUCAUUCCUGCUCGUCUACCCGAGCGAUGUCUACCUCAACAGAGGAAACCAUGAGGACCAUAUAGUCAACCUGAGGUACGGCUUCACAAAGGAGGUGUUGACAAAAUACAAGAUGCACGGCAAACGCAUCCUGAAGCUGCUGCAGAAGAUUUUCAGCUGGUUGCCGUUAGCGACGGUGAUCGACCAGAAGGUGCUGGUGCUGCACGGAGGGAUCUCCGACACCACGGACCUCAGUCUCCUGGCCAGAGUGGACAGACACAAGUAUGUUUCAGCGCUGAGGCCUCCAAAGAAGAGAUACCAGAGCUCAGCGGGGAUUUCCAUCGACUCGGACAUAGAUGAGGACGUCUGGUCCACCAACAGGCUCUUCCAGCGUCGGACCUCCCUCACGUUUCCCAAACCCCUCGGGACCCGCAACAACUUCCAGAACCGCUCGCUGCAGGACUUCUCCGACCGGAUCAAAGCGGUGGACGAGCUGGAGAGCCGCAAGAGGAGACAGUCCAUUUUCAACUUGGAGACCAACAAAUCAGAGAAAGACAUGUCCUCUGUGUCCUCUGACUCCGUCAACAGUGACAAUGACAACGAGGAGUGGAGACAGAUCCUGGACCUGCUGUGGAGCGACCCGGUGACCCAGGACGGCUGCGUGCCCAACGAGGUGCGUGGCGGAGGCUGCUACUGGGGCCCCGAUGUCACAGAGGACUUCCUGAACAGACACAACCUGCAGCUCAUCAUCCGCUCCCACGAGUGUAAACAGGACGGUUAUGAGUUCUGCCACAAUCGUAAGGUCCUCACUCUGUUCUCUGCCUCCAAUUACUACGAUGUGGGAAGCAACAGGGGGGCCUACGUGAAGCUGGGUCCAGACCUUGUGCCUUAUUUGAUUCAGUACCAGGCCAGCAGCAUGACCAGAGAGCUCACCGUGAGACAAAGUGUUGGGCGAACCGAGCGCUCGGCCCUCAAAGUCCUGCGGGAGCAGCUGUUUGCGCACAAAUCUGACCUCGUCUGUGCCUUCAAAAAGCUCGACAGCGAGAACACAGGGUUUGUGUCUCUGAGCGACUGGGCCUCUGCGGUGGAGAGUGUGAUGCACCUCGGGCUGCCCUGGCGGAUGCUGUGCUGUCAGCUGGUCACCUCCAAGACCAGCGACGGCAUGAUCGACUACCACGAGUGGUUCAACGAGCUCGCCAUCAAAGGACCCAACACGGACCACAUUGACCAGAGUCUGCUUGAGACUUUGUAUCGCCACCGCUCCACCUUGGAGACCAUCUUCAGAAUCGUAGACACAGACAACUCAGGCUUCAUCACCAUCGAGGACUUCCGGCAGACGUGGAAGCUGCUGAGCGUCUACCUAAAGAUGGAGAUCACGGACGAGGCCAUCUCCGACCUGGCCGUCACCAUAGACAGGAACCAGGACGGCAGCAUCGACACCGACGAGUUCAUGGAGGCCUUCCGCCUCACGGACAAGAAGAGCCGGCUGGAGCGAGGACGCAGCAUGUUCAUGGGCACGGCCACCGACCUCACCAAACUGGAGGGAGACCCCAACAUUUGAGCACAGAGAGAGCGAGAGACUGAAAACAGAGAGCGACUCCUCGCCAGGCAGACAGGCAGACAGGCAGCAGGAGGGGAGGGCGGGGAGCUGCAGCCAACGCAAGCUGCUUCAGUGACGCACAUUAAGACGUAGGAUGCUGCUGAGCCACAGCCGCGUGGAUCACAGGGGAUUAGGAGGUGAGAGUGCAGGAUAUUUGACGGCAAAUGAUCAUUUCACAUUCACAUUUUGAAGCAGUUUUAUCCACUGAGGGACGUGUAGGCGAAAACAUAACUGCAUGAAGAAGAAUUUAGUCUCUUUUAUUAAGUUAGAACACAGAAACAAAAAGGCAUCAUAUUUAGGCUGCAUGAUUAUUAAGAUAACAAUAUUAGAUACUGUGAUCACAGUUAUUAUGAGGAGUUCAAUAGAAUGAGGAUAUCUAUCAUUAUUUUUAACUUCAGAAAAUGCUUUGACUUCAAAGAUGAAAAGAGUAACACCUGCACACUCCAGAUGUUUUUAAAUGGACGACGUUUCGAUCCCAGUCGGAUUUUCAUCAGGUCAAAUGUUUCAAAAUGGUUACCACACACAUACUGUAUGUAUCAAUAGGCUGACAGGCUCUGUGAUGACAGGUGGGGUUAACCAUCCAACGUGUCCAGGGUGAUAAACGUCUCAAAGUGAUUAACAAUUCACCAAGUACAGAUUUAAAGUACAUCAGUCCUAAUGGGUGGGAGUACAGAGACACUAAUACAUCAAAUUUGAUCAAGAAAUAUCUUAAAAAAUAUCCAAAAACUGUUGUAAAUUACAUGAAAAGAAACAUUACACAUGACAAAAAGUAUUUCACCAGAAAGUCUCCGAUCAUAUUAGAGGCUGCAACUGACGAUUAUUUUCAUAAUCGAUUCAUCUGCCAAUUAUUUUCUCAAUAACAGCAGAAAACCGUUAAAAAUGCCCAAAACAAUUUCCUAGAUCCCAAGGUGAUGUCAUGAAAUGUCCAAAACCUAAAAAUAUUCAAUUUACUAAAAGGUUAAGACAAGAAAAAAGAGCAAAUGUUCACAUUUGAGAAGAGACUGUUUGGACUUUUUACUUAAAAGAUUACUUAAACGAUAAUCAAAAUAGUUGGACAUACAUUUUUUGUCUAUCGAUAACCUAAUUGUUGCAGCUCUGGUCCAUAAAAUGUUGGAAAACUGUGAAAAAUGCCCAUGAAAUGUUCCAGAGCCUCUUCAGAUGACUUGUUUUGUUCAGCCAACAGUCUAAAACCCCACGGUAUUGAGUUUAUAAUGAUAUAAAACCGCAAAGAGCAGCAAAUCCUCACAUUUUGAUAACAGGAAACAGUGACUGUACCAUUUUCUUCUUGAAAAAAUAGACUAAUCGAUUAAUCAACUAAUCGUUUCAGUCUUUAUCAUUAAGACUAUGGAAAGCUAUCAACAAGAAGUUAUAUCAAAACCUAAAUAAUAUAUACCUAAAUAAGACUCAAUCUAAAAUUACAAGAAAUGUUUUAUUUUAUAUUCUUAGUUUGGGCCUCUUGUUUUUUUCUUGUAGUUUUCUUUAUUUUAAAGCUCUCUGUGAGUCAGCGUGCAGCCGUUACUCUCUUCAUCAACGCUGAUUUCCAACAGCCUUUCAUCCACACGUGAUGUGCGAAUAACUACGCUCCUCCUAAAGACAUCAUAGAUGGCAGAAACUAAACAAAAAUGACAUGAUAUGAUAAAACAGUGAAUAAUUGUGCAGCUCUACAACAGCUGCACUAAUUAAUUGCAACUAAACGUUGCUGGUGCCUUAGCAGUAGAAGCGUUUUAACUUCUAGAGACGAAGUUAAGUCUAGUUUGCACUGAUGAUGUUUUGUAUCAACUGCCAACUAUGUACUACGGCCCCUCCUCGUGUCAGGUGGGAGACGAACCCUCACCUUGUCCAGAACGGAGAACUCAUGCUUUUAUUCAUUUGACUUUUAGGAUGCGUGUCUACCUCCAAAUUGUUGCUUUGAAACCCAGAACAUUUGGUGUAUUUUAAAGUGUAUUUUUUUAGUUUGAUAUUUUUGGGAAAUACGCUUAUUCGUGCCGAAGAGUUAGAUGAGAAGAUUGAUGGUUAGCUUAGCUUAGCAUAGAGACUAGAAACAGGGGGAAACAGCUUGCUUGGCUCUGUCCAGAGGUAACAAAAUCUAACUACCAGCACCUCUAAAGCUCACUAAUUAACACAUUAUAUUUUAUUAUUUGUUUAAUCCAUACAAAAAAAUGUGGUUUUAGACAUGUCUUUAGGCAGAUUUAUUUCACUGGACAGAGCCAGGCUAGCUGUUUCCCCCUGUUUUCAGUCUUUAUGCUAAGCUACGCUAACCAGCAGCUGGCUGUAGCUUCAUAUUUACCGUAUAGACGUAGGAGUGAUAUCAAUCUUCUUAUCUAGCUCUUGGCAAGAAAGUGAAUAAGAACCAAAAUGUUUAACUAUUCUUUUAAGAUAUGGAGACAACAUGUUGUUUUACAUUUUUUUAGUUCCCACAUUGUUUAAAUACUGUUUAACUCAACCUAAAGAGACAUGAAUCAUGCAGACGUGUACAAUUUUGUUGUAUGUAAAAUGUAAAUUUUAUUGUAUGUUUUGUUUUAGCAUGGUGACCAUGUAAAACAUUUACUGUAAAUACAUCUCACAGUCACAUUUGUAGCAUUCA